Molecule: messenger RNA, 1575 nt
Organism: Bipolaris oryzae ATCC 44560
Lineage: Eukaryota; Fungi; Ascomycota; Dothideomycetes; Pleosporales; Pleosporaceae
Exons: 5
Coding region: 1-1575 (524 amino acids)
Cellular component (GO): mitochondrion
Source: RefSeq, a predicted model, not a curated record
AUGCAGUCACUCCGCCGGACAGCAGUGGCUGCUGCCCGCACGAGCCGAACUCCGCUGUCGCGCCAAUCGCGCCGCUACGCCCACGACGAAGCCCAUGGCCACGCAAGCCCGGCCGUCGAUGAACCCAUGGGCUGGGGUUUCUAUGGCACAAUCGCCGUCAUCCCCGCAGGUCUGGCCCUAUACAGCCUCUCGCGCACCGACGGCGACGACAGCAAGCCGUACUUUACCCGUUUGAUUGCCGAUGCUACGACCGGACUGCACGACAAGUGGACUACGCAGAACGAUUUGCACGUGAGGAUGAUUGAGCAGGCGGGCGAGGACCGAGUGCUGUUUCUGAACACGAAGCCCCAGGAGCACGUUGAGAUGAAGUUUCCAGAGAUCAUGAACGUUGGAUCUCCGUACAACGUGCCUGCUGGAAGCCAGGUUCAAAUGGACAAGGUGAUUGAAAAGUAUAAGAAACUGGCCUACGAAGACAAUGAGCGGAAGCUGGAGAAGCUGAGGAACAACGAUAUCUCGUCUGAGAAGCCAUUUGAAGGCAAGACGCGCGUGAGGAAGGCUCCCGAUAUGGAUUCUGUUCCCUAUCUGCCCGAACUCAAUUUCAGCCGCCUUCUCCAGAGAAAUGACAUAAACGCUUCACCUUGGCCUGACGACGCUCUUCGCACUGCGAACGCAACCCCCAUACGCUCCAAGUCCCCGGCUGUCAUGCCAUCGUAUACGUCACAUCGCAACGUCUCAGGUCCCUUCGCCGUAGACAAAGCCCCAAUGGCUACCGACGACAACAACUCCUGGGCCCGCCCAAAUCACCACAGCACGCCAAACUCAAAGACUUCGCAGUACAUUGACAAGAUUACCCAAGAAAACGACCGCCUGCGCCGAGAACUGCUUGCCGAGAAGCUGGCCAGAGAAGAUGAGGCCAAGCGCGUAUCUGCCGCCCAAACCAGAGCCGAAGACUCGCGUGCCGAGUACCAGCACCUCCAAGUGCUCGCUGACACAAAUGCGCGCGCCAUAGAGCGGAAGGACCGGAAGCUGGAAGAGCUCAGGGCCACGCUCGACACCGAGAUCCGCCGGCGCAAGAUGGCAGAGCAGAGAGCCGAGGAAGCCCUCAAGAUGCUGGGUGACACUAGGUCAGAGACGCAGCGACAGCUGGCACAGGCGUACGAAAUGAAGGGUCUGGCAGACACCAACCUCGAGACGGCACGAGACGGCUUCAAGCGCAUCACCGACGGCUACGAGAACAAGGUCCGCCUCAUCAACCAGGAGUUGAACGAGCUGCGACGCAAGCGAUUAGAAGACGCCGAUAAGAUCAAGCGUCAGGCUAUAAUAAGCGAUCAGCUCCAACACGAGUCAUCCCGCUCCAACCGAACCGAGAACAAGCUCACCAACCUCAUGGAAGCGUACAAGAAGGAGCACCGCAAGGAAAUGGAUGCCCUGAUUGCCGAAGCAGAGCGGCUGCGACGCGCAUUGCCAGAAAAGGAGCGCGAGGCUCAGAAGCUGGUAGACGCCAUGGUCGAGACGCGCGACAAGAUGCGGUGGGUCAUGACACAGCAUGAGCGCCAGACAGCCAGUCAGUCUUAG